Messenger RNA from Dalotia coriaria, 1783 nucleotides. Its product is annotated as proclotting enzyme-like. The coding region runs from base 16 to 1662 and encodes 548 amino acids. NCBI's taxonomy places the organism in Eukaryota, Metazoa, Arthropoda, Insecta, Coleoptera, Staphylinidae. Gene Ontology annotation, molecular function: serine-type endopeptidase activity. Gene Ontology annotation, biological process: proteolysis. The record is from RefSeq and is a predicted model, not a curated record. The transcript is spliced from 7 exons.
CAGGAGGGAGAAGAGAUGCGCGGACGUGCGUUUUAUAAGAGCAACUUUGUCCAAGAGGACGACAUUGCGCGCCGCGACCGUGCGUUCGCAGAUCGCGAGUUUUCUCGCGUUGCCGAAGAGAAGCGACAAACAAGAAACAAGAAAAACAUGCGGGCAACGUGCGCGUUCUUCUGCCUCCUGCUCGCCGCCGGCGGCUUCGAGACGGGAAGCAAUGCCAAGACCACGGAAGACGACCGCGACACCAUAAUCGUCGAAGCUGAAAAUGUCCAACACGCAAGACGUGCGCGUCAGAUAUUCCCCUCGCCGGCAGUUAUACAACCCUAUCACCACCCGCUGCUGGCCAGCACCUAUUCACAACUAGAUGGCGCAGCGUACGCACCAGGAAGCGGGCCUUGUUUUAGUACCAAAGGUCUGCUUGGGAGAUGUGUGUCAUUCCGCGAGUGUUAUCCGUAUUUCAAACUGCCUGAUCUUAACAAUUGGGAUAGUUGGGUCUUAGGGAUGUAUGACACGUGCAGUUAUUAUACCCAACAAGGAAGACAAAUGUUCGGCGUAUGUUGCAAUGCUCCACAAGUUAUCAAACCGGAAGUAAAACCUGAAUCUACAACCGAAGCAGUGAAGUCCAGUGAUUCCACUCCGGCGUCUUCAGAAAACAACGGAGUGAAAUACCCUGCAUACCCGAAUAUCCCAAAUUGGCCACCACCAAUUCCCACGCAUCCUCCGGAUCAUACCAUCCCACCUCUACCUACACAUCCACCAAGUCCAGGUUUCCCUGGGAUUAUUCCCGAUGAACAACCCACAUCACCUGUUUCGGUUGUGAGACCCACUAACCCACCAUGGAAACCAACAACGCCGAAACCCCCGCGACCUGUGCACACAACCACAACCGAAAGUAACACCGGGGUGUUUGAUGGUUCCUGUGGGGCUAAAAAUGGUUAUCAGGAUCAGGAGAGGAUCGUGGGUGGACAUAAUGCAGAUAUUGGCGAAUGGCCUUGGAUCGCGGCGUUGUUCAAUGGUGGGCGGCAGUUUUGCGGCGGGUCACUUAUUGAUGACGUGCAUAUUUUAACCGCGGCGCAUUGUGUUGCACAUAUGACAGGUUAUGAUGUCGCUCGUUUGACAGUCCGAUUAGCCGAUCACAAUAUAAAAAUACCACAUGAGACGCGACAUGUGGAGAAACGUGUGAAGCGUGUUGUUCGGCAUCGUGGUUUUGAUUCACGUACAUUGUAUAACGACAUUGCGUUAUUGACCUUGGAUAGCCCGGUGCAAUUUUCUAAACAAAUUCGUCCGGUGUGUCUACCUGCACCUGGAUCCUCCUAUGAAUCACAGACAGCUACCGUUAUAGGAUGGGGCAGUUUAAGGGAAAUGGGACCACAACCUGCUAUCCUACAAGAAGUAAACAUUCCCAUCUGGAGGAAUAGUGAUUGUCGGGUGAAAUAUGGCGGUGCCGCCCCCGGAGGUAUCGUUGAUCACAUGUUGUGCGCUGGUCAAGAUAGCAGGGAUUCAUGCAGUGGUGAUUCUGGUGGACCAUUGAUGGUAAACAAUGGCAAAUGGACGCAAGUGGGCAUUGUAUCAUGGGGCAUUGGUUGCGGUAAAGGUCAGUAUCCAGGCGUUUACACCCGAGUCGAAAAGUUCCUGCCAUGGAUCCAGAAGAACAUGAACAAUUAGAACUAGAACGAGUGUGGGAAGCAGUAUGAUGUAUGAGACACGCGGAGAACAAUUAUUUUGAUCUUAUUUAUUUGUAGUUCGUUUUUUUUGCUUUCGUUGUAAUAAAUUAUUAUUACUGUGA